Dermatophagoides pteronyssinus (European house dust mite) is the source of this 402-nucleotide messenger RNA. RefSeq names its product ribosomal protein S27 (gene RpS27). The record is from RefSeq and is a predicted model, not a curated record. Gene Ontology annotation, biological process: translation. Gene Ontology annotation, cellular component: ribosome. Lineage: Eukaryota; Metazoa; Arthropoda; Arachnida; Sarcoptiformes; Pyroglyphidae. Gene Ontology annotation, molecular function: structural constituent of ribosome.
UUUUUUUGAUUCUUUUGAUUCUUUUGUGGAUUUUGUCUAUGUAAAGAAAAAACAAUGCCUCUUGCUAGAGAUUUACUUCAUCCAAGUCCCGAUGAAGAACGACGUCGUUGUAAACUUAAACGUUUGGUACAACAUCCAAAUAGUUAUUUUAUGGAUGUUAAAUGUCCUGGUUGUUUAAAGAUAACUACAUUGUUUAGCCAUGCACAAACGGUUAUACCAUGUAAAGGAUGUUCAACAAUACUUUGUACACCUACUGGUGGUAAAGCACGACUAAGGGAUGGUUGUAGUUUUCGUAAAAAACAACAUUAAAAAAAAUGAAAUGUUUUUUAUUUUUUUUCUCUCGUACGAAUAAUGAUGAUUUUUUUGGUCUUGUUUUCGGUGAAAAAAAAACAACGAUAAAUG